Colletotrichum spaethianum is the source of this 2418-nucleotide messenger RNA. Its product is annotated as primary amine oxidase, lung isozyme. Lineage: Eukaryota; Fungi; Ascomycota; Sordariomycetes; Glomerellales; Glomerellaceae. Gene Ontology annotation, molecular function: copper ion binding; primary methylamine oxidase activity; quinone binding. Gene Ontology annotation, cellular component: plasma membrane. Bases 1 to 2418 code for a protein of 805 amino acids. The transcript has 4 exons. The record is from RefSeq and is a predicted model, not a curated record. Gene Ontology annotation, biological process: amine metabolic process.
AUGGGCUUUUCUUCGAUAACCCGAGCUUUAGGCUUGGGAGCCCUGCUAAUUCUCGGCUCUGAUAUUAUACCACAAGUCAACGGGCUUCCGAAAACUCCAUGGGCCCAACAGCGUGCCAAGGGUCAUGGCAGGAAGGCACUCAGUCAGACCAUCAAUAAGCGCCAGUUCGCUAACACUUCCGAGCCCGCCGACUGCGUUUCUCACAGUCCUCUCGACAUUGAGGCGCCCAAGGAGAACAUCUGGAGUGGCCUCACCGGCCUCGAAGCCGCGGGUGUUACCGAGUGGCUUUUCGCCCAGAAGGAACUAAAUCUUACCUUGAGCGAGAACGCCACGUCUGUUCUGGUUGAGCUCAUGCAACCGAAUAAGUCAGAUGCUCUGGCUUACAUUGACGGAAGCGGCCCAGCACCAGCUCGCUAUGCUCACGUAGUGCUUGACUUCCGCGCCACUGAAGAUCCAGAGUACCAAGACAUUCUCGUCGGUCCUCUUCCAGUCACCAAUGGCACCACUAAGUGGGAGCGUCUCGAGUACCCCUACACCCGCAAGACUGGCGGAAGAGUUCGCAACCUCGAUGCCGAUGAUGAAGCCGUGCAAGAGUGGCGUUACAAAGUCGGCAGGAGCAUCGCUGACAUCACCAUGGACCUCUGGAAUGGCACUGCCCUAGGACUUGACAACGACACCCUGGACAUCUGGGGUAUCGACCCGUACUACCAGGAUGACGGCCGUAUCCAACAUUGGGACACAUUCUGGAGCAUCCCCAACUCUAUCUUUGAUGUUGAGUCCAUGAUGGCUUUGGGACUAUUCUUCAUGUCCGAUGUAACAGGCCGUGACCCCUCCAAAUGGACCAUCGAGGGGUGGUAUUACAAUGGGAUUUUUUACGAGACCACGGAGGAAUUCCGUAACGCAUACUGGAGUGGCAAAGUUGAGAAGCUCGGCGGCAACUUUGCGGGCGACUGGUCAGCAACCGAUCAGCAGGGCGAGAUCCUUCCGAAGGACACCAUGGCCCCACCGACUUCAGUUGCCCCCCAGGGUGCUAGAUACUCUGUCGAUGCUGAAAGAAAGUAUGUCGAGUGGAUGGGCUGGAGCUUCUAUGUCGGCUUCAAUCGUGACACGGGCAUGGCUCUUUACGAUAUCAGUUACAAGGGCCAGAGAAUUCUUUACGAACUUGGUCUUCAAGAGGCCUUGGCUCACUAUGCUGGAAGCGAUCCCACACAGUCUCACACGGCCUACCUUGACACUUAUUACGGCUUCGGUCCAUUUGCAUUCGAAUUGCUGAAGGGUUAUGACUGCCCGUCGUACGCGACCUACUUGAACAGCUCUUUCUAUGUGGAUGAGAGCACACACACACACCUGAACAGCAUCUGCAUGUUCGAGUUCGAUGCUGACUACCCAAUGGCCCGGCACAGUUCAUCCCAGUACGUGACAGCGACGAAAAAUGUUUACUUCACCAUUCGCUCAGUCUCAACCGUCGGUAACUACGAUUACAUGUUCAGUUACAGCUUCUUCCUCGACGGCAGCGUUGCCGUUGAGGUUCGUGCCUCCGGGUACAUUCAAGCCGCGUUCUACGCCAAGAACGAAGAUUAUGGCUUCAAGAUCCAUGACCAGCUUUCCGGAAGCAUGCACGACCACGUGAUCAACUUCAAGGCUGAUUUCGACAUUUUUGGCACCGAGAACACUGUGCAGCGUAUGCACCAGGUAUCCACGACCCAGGUCUACCCCUGGUCCAAGGGGAAGGCAUUCAACACCAUGAAGGUAGAGAGGGAGUUUGUCGAGAACGAAGAACAAGGCCGCUUUGACUGGAGCUACAACAACCAGGACCAGAUCUUUGUCCUGAAUCAGGACGUGAAGAACAAACAUGGCGAGUACCGCGCCUACCGCAUACUCCCUUACACUGGCGCCGCACACUUGACGGUCAAGAACUCAAAUAUCCUGAAGAACUCGGCCAACUGGGCGGGCUACGACAUAAUGGUCUCAAAGCGCAAAGACACGGAGCCUCGCAGCAGUCAUCCGUACAAUAACCAGGAUACCGAAAACCCUCCGGUCAACUUCGAUGCGUUCUUCGAUGGCGAGAGUCUAAACCAGACUGAUCUUGUCCUGUGGCUGAACCUUGGCAUGCACCAUGUUCCUCAUACGGGUGAUUUGCCCACCACGGUCUUCACAACGGCACACUCUGGAAUUCAGUUCAUGCCUGCCAACUACUUUGAGGUCGGUCCCAACGUCGAGACGGUCAACAUGGUCCGCAUCAACUACUCCAACGGAAACACCACGGAGGUGGCUACCUUUGGCGCUGAGACGGACACAUGUUCGCUGGACUACGAGCCUACGCAGGUUGAUUUGUGGGACUACAAGGGAGAUGUCGUUGUUCGCAAGUUCCCUUACUUGCCGGAUGAUCCAUACUACGAGACGGACAGCAUCGUCUAA